AUGAGUGAAGAACAUCCCCAACCCACCGGGUCUGCCCCGGCAACAAAGACUCUCACGGCCCGUUGCUACUGCAAAGCCGUCCACUUUACCCUCACUCUGCCCGCCUCCUCCCUCCCCCUCAAAGUCCACCUCUGUCACUGCAGCAUCUGCCGCUACACCCACGGAACCCUCUGCAUCUUCCACGCGCCUCUCCCAUCCGGCGUAUCCCCCUCCUUCAUCGCCCCGUCUUCGCUGUCAUCCUCUCUCACGGCCUAUCGCCACGCGACGGCCUCGAGCACACGGUACUUUUGCAGUACAUGUAGCUGCCACAUCGGAGACGUGGGCGUCGACGACGACGACUGGGUUAUCUCGGCGUCCAUCUUUGAUGCGAACCAGGAUGAUGUACCCGCCGUCUGGAAUGUACGGUCUCAUGUCAACACGGCUUCCGCGCCGGGCGGAGGAUUAUAUGAAUGGCUCCCAGCGGUGAACGGCAAAGAGAUGGACAUCUGGAACCCUAAGAAAGAAGAAUCUGAAGCCACAACGUCGACAACAACACAUGGGCGAGAAGUCGGCGUAGACGGCGAAGAGGUCCUCCGCGCGCAAUGCCAUUGCGGCGGCGUCUCCUUUACAAUCUCCCGCCCCAAGGCCUCCAUGCUCGAGGAUAAAGCCUACGAAGCAUGGCUCUCGCCCGUCGACUCGCGAAAGUGGCCGGCCUGCGUAGACGCCUGCGACGACUGCCGUCUUCAAACGGGAGUCCACGCUAUAGCAUGGGUCUGUAUCCCCGAGAGCUGCAUCAUACCCUCCGUGCCCGAGGGCCUCCAGCUCGGCGGGACGGCCAAGACGUUCAAAUCGUCUGAGAACGUGCGGCGGUCGUUCUGCGGGACGUGUGGCGCGAGUGUGAUGGCGUAUUUUGGGGUGGAUGGUAGGAAGCAGGCGAAUGGAGAGAGGUUGGUCAAUGUCGCUGCUGGAAUUUUGAGGGCGCCUGAGGGGUGUUUGGCGGAGGAGUGGGUUACGUGGAGGACGGGAAGGGUUGCGUGGGCGGACAGCGGGAUGAGAUAUGAUGCUGGGGUGACGCAGGGGUUGGGGGAGGGUAUGGCGAGAUGGGGGAGGGAGAGGCAUGGCGAGGCUUGGGGGUUUAAUAUUGGAUGA
Messenger RNA from Colletotrichum lupini, 1128 nucleotides. RefSeq names its product glutathione-dependent formaldehyde-activating enzyme. The transcript has a single exon. Gene Ontology annotation, molecular function: carbon-sulfur lyase activity. Lineage: Eukaryota; Fungi; Ascomycota; Sordariomycetes; Glomerellales; Glomerellaceae. Bases 1 to 1128 code for a protein of 375 amino acids. The record is from RefSeq and is a predicted model, not a curated record.